Messenger RNA from Erpetoichthys calabaricus (reedfish), 1918 nucleotides. RefSeq lists its product as uncharacterized. The record is from RefSeq and is a predicted model, not a curated record. The transcript has 8 exons. Lineage: Eukaryota; Metazoa; Chordata; Cladistia; Polypteriformes; Polypteridae. The coding region runs from base 459 to 1616 and encodes 385 amino acids.
CAUGCGACUUCGGGGAAAAAAGGACAUUUCGUUGCUGAAGAAACAGAUAGUAAAAUUGGCUUAAACAUCUCGGAGAUGCAGUAAUCAAAUUAUUUUUGGCAGCUCGGGCACUUCCCUGUCAUUCCAGUUCGUUUCACAUUCUGCCUUUGUCUGUUUCAGUGAUUUUUCCUUCGGUUUUAUAAUGAUUGGUGUUUAAGUUUUAUUUCUGUUUAGUCUGAAUAAAUCCCACGUGUUUUUACGUUUCCUUGUGGACGGUGUUUCUUAAAAGGUCGUGAGGACAUGAACCUUUUUGAAAAGGCUAGAAGAAAAACAUUGUUUUUAAGAGCCUCUUUUGCCACGUGGACUGGGCCUUAGUUGUCCGUGACCAUGACUUCACUAUAUUAUUAUUAUUAUUAUUCACAGUUUUACCUUUAAAUGAAAAUUUACUUUGUCAAUCAUUAUUACGUUUCAGUACAAACAUGCUAGUUCAGGUGAAGCAUAACCAACAACAGAAGUAUGUGAAGUUGGAUGAGGAUGAAGGGCAGUUUGACUUUCUGCAGUUCCAUGAAAAAGUCAUUGAGAAAUUUUGCCUGCCACCUGAUGCAAAAGUUAUAUAUAGAGAUGCAACAGGGACAGAAAUUGAUGCAGAAAUAUUCAGUGAACUUGUUGGACAAGGCAAUGUGGUGGUGACAGUUUUCUGUGAUGAUGAGUUCUCUACAUGUUCCUUGUCUUCUGUUUCUGAGAUGUCUGAUUCAAGCUUAAACUCAAAUGCAUCAACUGUAAUAGUAGAUGAGGUCCCUAGCAAGAGACGGAGAAUUGAGGAUGGUGCAUUGUCUUCUAAACAGUUGAUAGAAGAUGUGCUAAGAGCCAAGUCUGGUGGUGAAAAAGUACUACAGGAGUACCAAACAUCAGAAACCCUAACAGAUAGCACAAGAAGACAAAUGAUUCACAUAUUGGUGACUCACAUGAUUGAUAAUCAUGGGAAUGUUCCUACUAAAGCAAUCCGAGAAGAGUAUGCUCUUGGGAUAGUGACACUGUUCCCUUCCCUCAAGGAUCCAUAUACCAAGAGAGGCUAUGUGGAUCAAGAUUUCACUCUCCUAUUCGAUGAUGACACGUCCUCUAGGCUGUUUCAAAAAUGGGAUCUGUUCUUCAAGCCAAAUGUCAUAAAAGAGGCUAAGUGUCUCACUUCAACACCAGAGUUGCGCCGCUUGAUGCAGUCAGCAGAAAGUCUCCCAGGAAGACCAAAGGCUCCUAAAAUUAGUGCAUGUGAUGCGGUUGAGAGACUUGUAGUCUUUCAUAAGUCAUGCUGCAGUUUGGAGGAGCAUGUCCGCAGCCAGCACGGUCGGCAGCCAUACCUUCUCACUGUUGGGCGUCAGAAGAGCAAGACUGACAGCUUCUACAUCUCCAUGGAUAAGCACCUCGUCCCAUGCCAGGCAAACCGCUCCCUUGCGGCAUUUGAUGAACUUUUCAAAGCACAUUUUGUGUUUAAUUCGUCUUAUGAUGCUGCAUUAGUGAAUUUUUAUACAUUCCUGCAGACAACAGUAUAUAACAUUGAUGUGGGGAAGAUGAAGGAGUCACCCAGAGUUAGAGAAUUGAGAGCCAGACUGCUUAACCAGCCAGUACAGUUUUCACUCUGAGAGUAAGAGGCUAAAAUGAUGCUGACCUGUUUCAUGUGUCAGAAACUGUAUCCCAGCAGUCAGCAGUUGAUUUCACAUUUAAGAGUUACACAUGGUUACUAUCCUGGACCAAAGUUCAAAUUGUUUUGUGCUCAGCAAGGGUGUAGGCGUCAGUUCCUAACCUUUGCAGGUUUUCGGAAGCACCUUAAUAGUGUUCAUAGCAAUGUUCAGCAAGUUGCUCAAACUUCAACUAUUGUGUGUUCCGAUAGCGAGACAAUUGCAUCUUUAUCUCAGGCACAUGCUUUGGAAGACAGAUUUGGUCC